Molecule: messenger RNA, 408 nt
Organism: Orbilia oligospora ATCC 24927
Lineage: Eukaryota; Fungi; Ascomycota; Orbiliomycetes; Orbiliales; Orbiliaceae
Exons: 1
Coding region: 1-408 (135 amino acids)
Source: RefSeq, a predicted model, not a curated record
AUGACAUUUGACGGAACAUACCGUCGAAUCAAUACUCUUGCUUAUCUCAACCAUCCAGUCUUCCCAGUUGCGAUAUCAAGUAUUGCGAUCGAUUGCUUUAGGUAUCGGUACCCAGAGGACAAAACACUAGACUACUUUAUUGGUCAUUUGCGAUUUAUGCUUAACAAGAAUAUUCCACUGGUUUUACAGGGAAUUUACACUGUGAGAGAUCUGCUGGAGUUAAUACGAAGAUCCGCUUUGGAAGAAGUCAAAGGGUUUUGGAGGGAUCCAGCAUCAUUGGUAUUAGUCCUGAAGAAACCUGUACUAUCAGAAACGGGGACUGUGUAUCUAUCCAUUGGCGUUGCACCGACACCCGUUUGGAAGACUACUAAGGAACGGGACGGUAUACAUGAUUGGAGAAAGUACUAA